AUGGACCGGCGUUACGUUCCCCUUCUCCCAGCCCUCCGUCCGACUGAGAGCAAUCCUGCAGCUCAGGUAUCCCUCGGAGCUCCCGUACCGAAGAGACGCCGGAUUGGAGUUUCUGUUGCGUGCGAAACCUGUCGACGCAAAAAAACCCGAUGUGAUGGCCAACGCCCUAUAUGUACAAACUGCUUGGGUUCAUCUAGCCAAUGCGCAUACAGAGAUAUAUCAGACCUAUCCCACGAAUCGAGAAACGUCUUGAUUGAAGUCGUGCAAAUACUCAACACCAUCCCUCCAGCAGACGCUCUACGAACCUUGAGACUUCUGAGUACCGAAACUAAUGGACCGAUCAUUCUUUCCACGUUGAGAGACGAGGCAAGGCCCCGAAGUGAGCCGCCGACAGCGUCUACAUCGGCCGCGACGGAAAAUGACAUAUCUGGACCCCUCGAGUUUGAGCUACAUAAUCCAAUAGCAUACCCGGCUAUACCUCAAUUUAUUCCUACGGAGUUUGAGAGAUCGCCGAUGGGUAGCCACACUGAAUCGAUGACGGAAGAUUCAAUGUCUUCCCUAGAUUCUCUGUUCGGAGAUGACCCCUCAACCUCAGACCAACCAUACGAGCUAGCCUAUGACCUCUCAUGCCCCUCCUCAGCCUGGCCGGAGGAACUGAAUGGGCUCCAUCGACCAUCGAACACAUCACACUUAUGUGAUAGUCGUCUGCAUCAGCUAGAUAUCCGAUAUUGGACAGAUGUCCGUAUAGAGAACGACAUGGCUGCCAAAUGUAUUUCGCUCUACUUGGAGACCGACCACCCUCUCCUGGGACACUUUGAUCCGGAUUUGUUCAUCUCAGACUUGAUUUCGAAAAGGUCGUUGUACUGUUCUCCAUUAUUGGUCAACGCGUUAAUGUACUGGGCAAGUCAAAUGUACAGUUGUAUCGACUCCCGAACAAAUGAGCUUGCCAUGGGUUUCUGUAAAGAAGCGGAAAGGCUAUGGAAUAUUGAACGUGCUAAUGGUCGUGACUCUGUUCUAAACGCUGCGGCUGCGGAGUUUCUAUGUCUCGGCUACCUUGGCCAGGGAAGAAACCAUGCUCUUCUAACAUACGCAUCGGAGGCGUCGGAUAUGGGCGUGCGCAUGGGGUUAUUCGGGAUCGACGGAGAUGAUGAUUCGCCAGAGACUGAUGUUAUCGCCGAUAUAGACGAUGAUGCUACGAGGGCGCGAAUGUAUGCUGCGUGGGGCAUCUUUAACUGGAUCACGAUCAUGUCGUUAUUUUAUCGCCAGCCGGGUUUAAGCAGCCUGAGUGGUCUGAAAUAUCCACCGCGCAUUGCAAUCCCAGAGCCCAAACCAUCAAAUGAUGCAUCUUCUACAACUUCUACGAGUGAACUCAAGUCGCCGACGCCGAACUAUAUGGGUGAUACUUUCCCUCAUAUUUGUCGCUUCUGGUGCAUUGUGCACGAAGUCAGUUUGGCGUACUGCGUUGACGACAAGCUGCCUCUAGACUUUAGCAGCAGAUUUGUCUUCGCAGAGUUCAAGUUUCGUGAGCUCCUCGCUUGGAGCAAUAAUCUGCCCUCGCGCCUUUACCAGGGACAGCAGAAUCCGCAUCAUGUACAAAUCCUGCAUCUUUGGUUCCAUGCAGUGAUUCUGGACAUCUUUCGUCCUCAUACCCAGAUACCGCCAGGCGAAAGACAACGAUUUCGGACGUUCUCGGAUAGAACAAUUACACCUGAUACGGUCUGUGAGGCAUCAGUCGCGCAGCUUAAACAUCUCAUUUCCAACUAUCGUCUCAAUUACACAUCGUCAGGUUACACGAUUCUUUGGCACACUGCCUUGAUUUAUGUAAUCAAUGCUAUUCUGAGUGGCAAUAAGGUUAAAAAUUGGUACUCUGAUCUUUUAAUCUGCAUUUAUGCCUAUGAAAGCCUUGGUCGGUCCUGGCGUGUGGCCACAUGCAUCGUCAAAGGGCUUCUAUCUUUGGCCAUGGAAAAAAGCGACAUGUCGAGUCGAACGGCGCGUCGGAUUUUGAAUGACCUUAAGAAACGUCAUCCUGGCCGAUUCUUGGGGCCAAUUCGCGCAACUUUCAUGGCAGAUCUCAAUCUGGCACUCUCGGAGCCAAACUCUGCCACGGUAGAACGACUUGCCGAGCAAUUUGAAGACAACGUCUUGUUGAAAGACUAUACAACGUCGUUUGAUGCUGGUGUUGAAUAG
Molecule: messenger RNA, 2187 nt
Organism: Akanthomyces muscarius
Lineage: Eukaryota; Fungi; Ascomycota; Sordariomycetes; Hypocreales; Cordycipitaceae
Exons: 6
Coding region: 1-2187 (728 amino acids)
Biological process (GO): regulation of DNA-templated transcription
Molecular function (GO): DNA-binding transcription factor activity, RNA polymerase II-specific; zinc ion binding
Source: RefSeq, a predicted model, not a curated record